CCACGGGGCCGUCGCGGCGCGAGCGGGAGGCUCCGCGGCCUAAGCGCCUCCGCGGGCGUCCGCUCGAUACUGAUCAUACUAUGACCGAGUCACCAGGUGUAAUGUCAUUGCAGAUGGUGUCAUCCAUCAGUAACUCGUCCUUGAUUCAGCCAGGCUUUUCUCUGCUGAAUUUUGAUGGGCAUAUUUUCUUUUUUGGGCAGAAAGGAUGGCCAAAGAGAUCCUGUCCCACAGGUGUUUUCCUCCUUGAUAUAAAACAGAAUGAGCUCAAAAUGAAACCUGCUGUCUUCUCUAAGGAUUCCUGUUAUCUCCCUCCUCUCCGCUACCCUGCUAUUUGCACUCUCAGAGGCAACGCAGAUCCUGAUAAGUACCAAUAUAUCAUUCAUGGUGGAAAAACACCUAACAAUGAUCUUUCUGAUAAGAUUUACAUUAUGAGUCUCAUAAGCAAAAAUAGCAAGAAAACCACGUUUCAGUGCAUUGAGAAAGAUCUGGCUGGUGAUGUACCCGAAGCAAGAUAUGGGCAUACAAUUAAUGUCGUUCAUAGCCGAGGAAAAAGCAUGAGUGUUAUUUUUGGAGGUAGAUCAUAUAUUCCUCUUGGACAAAGGACCACUGAAAAGUGGAAUAGCGUAGUUGACUGUUUUCCUUCUGUGUUUCUGGUUGAUUUUGAGUUUGGAUGCUGUACAUCAUACGUACUCCCAGAGCUUCAAGAUGGACUUUCUUUCCAUGUUUCAGUUGCCAGAAAUGAUACAGUCUACAUUUUGGGUGGUCAUUCCCUUCAAAAUAAUAUCAGGGCCCCCAGCUUAUACAAGCUAAAAGUUGAUCUCCCACUGGGCAGCCCAGCUGUGACUUGCACUAUCUUGCCAGGGGGGAUAUCUGUGUCAAGCGCUGUUGUGACUCAAAUUGGUGAUACCGAAUUUGUCCUUGUUGGGGGCUAUCAGUCUGACAACCAGAAAAGGUUGAUUUGUAACACCAUAGUUUUAGAAGAUAACAAGAUAGAGAUUGUUGAAAGGGAGAGCCCACAAUGGACACCAGAUAUUAAACACUGCAGGAUGUGGUUUGGUUGUGAUAUGGGCAAAGGGUCCGUAUUGCUGGGCAUUCCAGGGGACAGCAAACAGGUGAUCUCAGAUGGAAACUACUUCUACGUUUUGAAAUGUAGAGGAGCAGAAGAGGAGGAAGAACUGACAACCCAAACUUGCAGUCAGACUUCUGCUGAAGACCCAGGUGACUCCACUCCAUUUGAAGAUUCAGAAGAGUUUUGUUUUAGUGCUGAAGCCAGUAGCUUUGAUGUUGAUGAUACUGACACUUACAAUGAAGAUGAUGAAGAAGAUGAAUCAGAAACAGGCUACUGGAUCACCUGCUCUGCCAGCUGCAAUGUUGACAUUAACACCUGGGUCCCUUUCUAUUCAACAGAACUCAACAAGCCUGCAAUGAUCCUGUGUUCCAGUGGGGAUGGCCACUGGGUCCACGCACAGUGUAUGGAUCUGUCAGAGACCAUGCUUCUGCGUCUCUCAGAAGCAAAUGUCAAGUACUUCUGCAAUGAGCAUGUUGACCUUAAUAAAGGGCUCAAAACUCCCAAGAAGGUGGGGCAACUGCAAAAACAACCCAUGAAACCACUGCGCAAAAAGAAAGCCAUGAAGUUAACGCCAGUGAAAAAGUCCUUUCUUCGGAGAUUAUUUGAAUAGAUUUAAAUCACUGAUUAGUACUUGGCUCGGAGAAAGUGAAAUCACUGUCUAAAAUUGUUAGUAUUUGUUGUAGGAGAAUGGAUGUCUGGGCUCAUAGAGAUCUUUUUAAUUGAUUUUAAUUAUCUCGAUAUUUCAGGUGAAUUUCAAAGCUCAAGAAUUUCUUUUGCUUCUUAUAUAUGUUUUAGUAACAUCCAGAUCUUAAAACAAAGAUAGGAACUCCACUGAUACAGGGCAUUGUGCAAGCAGACAGCCCAAUAUGGAUAAAUUUAUGCUGUAUCUUAUGCUAUAACUCACUCUCCAGCUAUACCCAGCGAGUUUAAAGGAACUGCUUGUAGAACAAAGCUUUAUUCAAUGUACUCACGGGUCUUAGCAUCUGUCCAUAAAAAGCACCAUAUGACCCAUUUUAAUUUUUUGUCGUAGUGAGUAGUUCUAGAAAUACUGGGCUAAUUUAUAACUGCAUUACUCCACAUUUAUAUUGGUGUAAUGAACUGAUAUUAGAGAAAUUAAGCUGUUUUUAAUCAAAAGUGAUGAUUUAAGUCCUUGGUAUCAGAAAUAAUGAAAUAUUCAAACACUGAGGGUCAGUUUUAUUAAGGGACUCCCAUUAUGGAAAGUUUACAUAUGAAGCAUUUAAUUCUGGUUAAUUAGUUUUUGAUUUUAAGAGACACUGAAUAGUUAUAUGUCAGUGUUGGUUAGAGUUGUGGAAUAUAUCAUCUCAUAAUGAAAAUCAAAUUGCUAUUUUAAACCACU
Rhea pennata is the source of this 2426-nucleotide messenger RNA. It is a transcript of the gene RAG2, whose product is annotated as recombination activating 2. Gene Ontology annotation, cellular component: nucleus; DNA recombinase complex. The transcript is spliced from 2 exons. Gene Ontology annotation, biological process: V(D)J recombination. Gene Ontology annotation, molecular function: protein binding; sequence-specific DNA binding. Lineage: Eukaryota; Metazoa; Chordata; Aves; Rheiformes; Rheidae. The record is from RefSeq and is a predicted model, not a curated record. Bases 81 to 1679 code for a protein of 532 amino acids.